AUCUGCUCAUACAAACAAACUAGCAACAGAUUAGGUCGACAGCCCGAGCCCGAAGACAGUCAUGCGAAGAAAAAAACUUUUCUAAACUGUUUGUGGGACUUUUGGCGUCUCUCAUUUGUUGGACGAAAGCAACAGAGUUAGCAUUAGUGGAACAGCUGUGGUUAUAAGAUGAAUUUCUCUGAAGUCUUCAAGCAAUCCAACCAACUUUGUAAAGUCUCCCCAGAUGGGAAAUAUUUGGCUACUUGUGUACAGUACAGGCUGGUGGUACGAGAUGUGAGCACCCUGCAGAUCCUGCAGCUCUACACCUGCUUGGACCAGAUAUCCCACAUGGACUGGGCUUCUGACUCUCUGUUUAUCCUCUGUGCUAUGUACAAGAGAGGACUGGUGCAGGUGUGGUCUCUCGAACAGCCAGACUGGCACUGUAAGAUUGAUGAGGGCUCAAUAGGACUACUCUCCUCGCGCUGGAGUCCAGACGGACGUCACGUUCUCAACACUACUGAGUUCCAUCUGAGAAUCACCGUCUGGUCCCUGUGCACCAAAGCUGUCUCUUACAUCAAGUAUCCCAAAGCAUGUCAGAAGGGUAUAGAUUUCAGCAGAGAUGGCUGCUAUAUGGCUUUGGCUGAACGCCGUGACUGCAAAGACUAUGUUAGUGUGUUCGUGUGUGAUGACUGGCAUUUACUCAGGCAUUUUGAGACUGAGACACAGGACCUGGCAGGGUUGGAGUGGUCUCCCAAUGGCUGUGUGCUGGCAGUAUGGGAUAGCUGUCUGGAGUACAAGGUGUUGCUGUACUCUCUGGACGGCCGGUUGCUGUCAACCUACAGUGCCUAUGAGUGGUCGCUGGGUAUCAAGUCUGUGACGUGGUGCCCCAGCAGCCAGUUCCUGGCCAUUGGCAGCUACGAUGAAAAAGUGCGCAUCCUCAAUCAUAUCACAUGGAAGAAAGUCACACAGUUUGAGCACCCAGCAACCAUCAACAACACAAAAGCUGUUGUGUAUAAGGAAGUGGAGCGAAGGCCAGCUGUUGGCAGUGAUGACCUUUCGCUACACAACAUUACAAUUGGCACCACCCUCUUCAACACCCAGAGCAAAUACGAGAUCUGCCCACUGCCAGUCCAACUUCCUGUGGUCAAACCGGACCCAGACCGAGCCAACCCCAAGAUCGGAGUCUCUACUUUGGCAUUCAGCUCAGACAGUCGCUAUCUAGCCACCAAAAACGACAACAUGGCCAGUGUUGUCUGGGUGUGGGACAUGCAGAAGAUGAGCCUGGAGGCCGUGCUUGAACAGACCUCGGCUGUGCGUUGCUUUCAGUGGGAUCCCCAACGCCCCCGGCUGGCGCUGUGUACAGGCAACACCAAACUCUAUCUCUGGUCUCCAGCAGGCUGCGUCUCCGUCCAAGUCCCCACUGAAGGUGGUUUUCAGGUCCAGUCAUUAAACUGGCACUGCAGUGGAGACUCUCUGAUCCUCCUUGGAAAGGAGCAACUGUGUUUGUGCUACAUGGACACUGACCAGGAAGACAAGUAAAGCACAUAAAAACAUAGUUGUCAAGAAAAGUUUAGGCUUAUUUAGACACAAAGGAAUGUGUUCCGGUGAUGACCAAAAGACUGGUGGGAAGACUCAAAAUAUCAACUUUCAUAUGUUGAAAUUGUUCACCAGGUUUUUCAGGACCUCAGUGCAGGUUGCUGGGAUGUUCCUUUUCUAGUGAAGUUGAAAACAUGGAGAACCUGACAACAUUCCCUCUGAGAGACGUAGAAUGAAUAAAUAUCACUUUUUAAAUAACCAAAUGCGUACUGAAGCACUAGUUUCAAACACUGUGACAAGACAUGUCUACAAAGUUUUAUAGCUAUCACUGUACUUUUAGUAAGUAUUUUGUAUGUUAUACCUUGAAAUUGUGUCAUUGUUUUUGAAUACAUUUUGUCAUAAAUAAAAUUUGUGCAUCUUAAUCUUUCAA
Molecule: messenger RNA, 1945 nt
Organism: Dicentrarchus labrax (European seabass)
Lineage: Eukaryota; Metazoa; Chordata; Actinopteri; Moronidae
Gene: wrap73
Product: WD repeat containing, antisense to TP73
Exons: 13
Coding region: 169-1518 (449 amino acids)
Biological process (GO): mitotic sister chromatid segregation; protein localization to mitotic spindle pole body; microtubule anchoring at mitotic spindle pole body
Cellular component (GO): microtubule organizing center; MWP complex; mitotic spindle
Molecular function (GO): protein binding
Source: RefSeq, a predicted model, not a curated record